Messenger RNA from Mycetomoellerius zeteki, 774 nucleotides. RefSeq names its product protein takeout. The coding region runs from base 16 to 774 and encodes 252 amino acids. The transcript is spliced from 3 exons. Lineage: Eukaryota; Metazoa; Arthropoda; Insecta; Hymenoptera; Formicidae. The record is from RefSeq and is a predicted model, not a curated record. Gene Ontology annotation, biological process: multicellular organismal reproductive process.
UUCAUUGUAACCAGAAUGCAUAUCAGUGCGCAUAUAUUUACAUUCUUAUUCAUAAUAUCUGCAUUUGUUGCAGUGAGAACUCGUGAUAUACCGCUGUUUGUAAAGAUAUGCCACCGCAAUGAUCCAAAUCUGAACGAAUGCGUAAAGCAAAGUAUCAACUCGUUAAGGCCUUAUCUGAAGACGGGCAUUCCAGCAUUACAAAUACCACCUUGUGAGCCACUUCACGUACCACAGAUUGAAAUUAGCGAGUCAGUCGGUCCAGUUUCCGUCAGAUCGACAUAUACCGACAUCGAGGUUCAAGGAGGAACGAGUUUCAUUUUAAAGAGCGUCAAAAUCGAUAUCGAUAAUAAUCGCAUUAAAUUAAAACUGUACCUUCCAUGUCUUGAGAUGAACGCGCACUACAAUAUGGAAGGAAAGAUUUUGAUGAUGCCUAUAAACGGAAACGGAUUGGCGCAUGGCAAUUUUACAGAUAUUGAUGUCAUAGCUACCGUCCAAGGCGAACGUUAUCAAUCUCGAAGAACUGAUGAGACUCAUUAUCGUGUUACUGACUUCUACGUAGACCUCGAUGUUGGACAGGCCAAUAUCCAUCUGGAUAAUUUGUUCAACGGUGAUGAUACUUUAUCUAAUGCUAUGAAUCUCUUUUUAAAUGACAACUGGAAGAUUGUGACGGCCGAAAUUAAGCCGGCUCUCGAAAACACUAUUUCGGAAAUCUUUAAGACAUUCUCAAAUAAGUUUUACUCAAAAUUUCCAUUGGAUACAUUGCUGCCCCCUUAA